AUGUCUUUUCGAGGCACCAAUAAAGCUGGUGAGAUCAUUAUUGUCCCAAGCGUGGUGUCGGCAGUCAAAGUCCAAUCCUUCUACAUAUUCUACUACAAUGUAAGAACAAACAAUGUCAAAAGAGUUAGGCUACUGGGAAUUGGAGACAAUGAAGAGUUUAGAUGCUCUUAUGGAUUCGUAGACUAUGAAUGUUUUGUCUGUGUCACACCUCACCACGUUGACAGUAUUGCCUUUUUUAAGAAUCAUGUAACCUUAUCUCUUACUUAUGUAAGAGAGCUUGGUGAACUCUCACUUACUCUAAGGUCAAUGGAGUGA
Eruca vesicaria subsp. sativa (arugula) is the source of this 315-nucleotide messenger RNA. The record is from the annotation of a GenBank genome assembly. Lineage: Eukaryota; Viridiplantae; Streptophyta; Magnoliopsida; Brassicales; Brassicaceae.